AAAGAACACAAAAUGAGGACUUUAUAAAAGUCAUGUUUAGCUCUACGCUACACAUUGAAAGUCUUUGUUAGACUUCAUCAUAACGUUUCCCUUAUUCCGAAGCAGACAUCUCAUUUAGAGUGUGGUCAUUCUUGUACAACUUGCUCAAUGAUAAGUGCAUAAUAGCAAAACUUGGUGAAAAAAGCAGCGUCUCAGUUUCUCUUGCAAAAAAUACCGGUAGAAACUUGGAUUUAGAAGAAAGAAAGGCCAGAAAAGCUAUUGGCUCCAAGGUGGAUAUGCUUUUCAAAUAUGAAUAUGAUGAACUCAGCUCUUGUAAGAUCGGAAGAGAUCAAGUGACAGAAGUCGACGACAAAUACCUUGGACGAUGGCCGUAUCAAGCUUCCCAAAAUACUAAGAGAUAUGCCUGCAAGUUUAGCCAAGAAAAACCCAAGCCAAGUCAAUUCGAUUGCAACAGUUGGGUAUUAAUAAUGGGAAUUGGCAUGGAGCUUGUAUUGAUAGAUGUUCCUGUUGGCAAUUUAAUAUGUAGAGUAUCAAAAACAGACAGAUACGAAUUCCCUCAGUCUGUGGAUACUUUUGCACUUGAUUUUAUUCCUUUGCUACAAGUUGUAUAAUUCUUGUAUUUUCAAACGCGAGAUACUGUAUAAGAGUAGAUUAAAUAAUAAUAA
Rhizopus microsporus ATCC 52813 is the source of this 665-nucleotide messenger RNA. RefSeq lists its product as uncharacterized. The record is from RefSeq and is a predicted model, not a curated record. NCBI's taxonomy places the organism in Eukaryota, Fungi, Mucoromycota, Mucoromycetes, Mucorales, Rhizopodaceae. The transcript is spliced from 3 exons. Bases 276 to 611 code for a protein of 111 amino acids.